This is a messenger RNA of Alternaria arborescens, 1389 nucleotides long. RefSeq lists its product as hypothetical. The transcript has a single exon. Lineage: Eukaryota; Fungi; Ascomycota; Dothideomycetes; Pleosporales; Pleosporaceae. The record is from RefSeq and is a predicted model, not a curated record. The coding region runs from base 1 to 1389 and encodes 462 amino acids.
AUGGGCCUCUUUAGCUCCAACAAGCUUCGUCAACCACCACUUCCUGACUUAGCGAUACAACUCGAUGACACGGCCGAUAGAGUUUAUAGGCCAGACGAUAUUGUCAGAGGCCAUGUCGUACUGACGCCCGUCGCAUCUAUCGAGCCCGAGGCGCUUAAGGUCUCACUCUUUGGGCAAUCACUCAUAUGGUAUCGUCGGGAUGUAGGCUCCGGCGAUUACACUGAUUACCAUCAUUGGAGGGACAACGCACCACUAUUUGAGGUAGCUCAAGACAUUUUACACGCAGCAACUACCAUGACCAACGAGGAUAAGAAGGAACCACAAGCGAUAUCGAAGUUUGAAGCAGGCCAAGUCUACACAUUUCCCUUUCAAUUCAUGUUUCCUGCUGGGACUGGUACCACGCGCUAUGGCCAAUACGAAAAUGAUUCCGACCAGAAAUACGACAUCGGACCCCAUGACUUACCUCCCAGCUUUCUAUUUACCAGAUCCAACAGGCCAACAGAUGACGGCACAGAUGCAGACUUUGCGAAGAUCGAAUAUGGCGUACGGGCCACACUGAUAUGUCCUGGCAUUGGUGUUGUCCAAGGCAAGUCUCUCAUAGACCUGACAACUACAUCGAUCAUCCUCUUCCAACCCACAAGCCCGAUACCACCACCCGGACCAUACACCACGCUGAACCGCUACCCAAAGAUCCUCACACUGCGAUCUUCUCUACUAGCCGGCAACACGCAAACUGGUAUCCGACAAAGCAUCCGCGACCGCCUUUCCUCUUCGACCCCUACACUGGACUUCGAAGUCGCUGUAGAGCUUCCAGAGCACUUUACCAGCGGGUCCGAAUUUCACUUUCGUGCAUCCUUCACAACACUAUCGCGAAGCCCGAACGCGCUGCACAUUCCUCCAUCCGUCACAUUCAACAUUCUUAAAUUGGACUUACUGAAUUUUACCUUCUUCCGUGCACCUCGCGACAGAGACGCAGGUAGCGACAGAUCCGGCUUGCACAGGAGUAAUAGAUACGAAAGCUGGCCGCCGCCAGACCAGCUAUAUGUCGUGGCCAAGAAUGAACAUGAGGAUUUUACGGAGAGAAAGACGUCUCUUAACGCUUUACCUGAGUCAGCCACAUUGGAACUUACUGCUGGAUUGCCAGAGUACUCCGUUAUCGCUGGCUCAUCAGGAGAGAAGCACAGUGGGGCAAUGGAGGAACAAGUGAAGAGUACUUGUGAGCAGUGGUUCACGGCGAGGAUCCCAGGUGUGACAGUACCAAGUUUCCGUAGUUUUGCCAUCACAAGGGCAUACAAAGUCAGAGUUAAGCUUGGAGUUGAGGUCGGAGGAAAGAAGUUCGAGAGGGAGGUUGAAAGCGCGGUAGGGAGGAUGGGCAGCCCGCAAGCCUAG